This is a messenger RNA of Phragmites australis (common reed), 2308 nucleotides long. RefSeq names its product lipase-like PAD4. The transcript has 4 exons. Bases 113 to 2104 code for a protein of 663 amino acids. The record is from RefSeq and is a predicted model, not a curated record. Gene Ontology annotation, biological process: lipid metabolic process. Lineage: Eukaryota; Viridiplantae; Streptophyta; Magnoliopsida; Poales; Poaceae.
UGCUCUGCCCCACCCCAAAGAGGAGACGCCACCAAAUUAAACUCUCUCUCUCUCUCUCUCUCUCUCUCAAAGUCUCUCUCUCUCUACCCCAUUUCCGGGAAGCUCAGCAGCCAUGGACGAUGCCGGGGGAGAAGAAGAAGCUUCCAUGUUCGAGACCAGCCAUGUCCUCGGCGCCCUGCUGGCCUCCUCGCCGCUGCUGGCGCGCGCCUGGGACCGCUGCGUGGCCGCUACCGCCGCUGCGGGAGCCGCCGCCCCAGGGUUCUUGCACGGCGAGGACGGCGGCACGGUGUACGUGGCGUUCUCCGGGGUGAAGGCCGCGCUGUCGGCUGCGGACGCGGGCGCGGCGGUGGCCGGCGGCAGCGCCGACGCCUUCGCGCCGGUGGGGCUCGGCGGGGACGCUGCGCUGCGGCUGUUCGCGCCGCUGGUCGCCGCCGAGCCGGACGCGGCCGCCGGGGAGCCGGUCGCCGUGCAGGCGCUGGCUCUGCAGCGCUUCUUGAAAUUGUGCGGCUCCCCUGAUUUCCAGAUGCUACUGAAUCAGAUCAGGGGCAAGGCAGUCGUGUUCACGGGUCACUCCCUCGGUGGCGCCAUUGCAGCCCUCGCGGCGCUGCGCUACCUCUGCAUCUCGUCAUCAAGCUCGACAUGGGGCUCGGCUCCUCAGGUCCUAUGCAUCACCUUCGGAAGCCCAUUGCUCGGCAACGAAGCCCUGUCCAGGGCCAUCCUGCGUGAGCGGUGGAGCGGCAACUUCUGCCAUGUCGUCUCGCAGCACGACAUCGUCCCAAGGCUCCUCUUCUGCCCUCUGGACCUCGUCCCUGCACACAUCAUCAUUGGAAUGCAGCUGCAGCAAUGUCCAGCGGGCCUCCGCCAUUCCAGCGCGGUGACCGUGGCCACCACGCGCAUGGCAGACACUGACCAGGACACGCUCCGGCAGCUGAUACAGAUGCACGUUGGCGCGGUGGCAUUGGAGCAGAAGCUUGCUGCUCCGGCGACGCCUGGCGGGAGCCCGUACCGGCCAUUCGGAACGUACGUUCUGUGCUCUCCGAACGGCGCGGCGUGCCUGGACAACCCAAUCGCCGCUGUUCAAAUGCUCUACGCCACCUUUGCCUCUCGGUGCUCGCCCGGUGAGGAUUCCCCGGAGGCUGCGCACUCCUGCUAUGGCGACCUCGUGCUGAAAAUGCCCCAGCACUUGCUCCUCAAGAGACGCCUGAGCGUCGAGGACGCGCCGUCCUCGUCCAACUACGACGCCGGCGUCUCACUGGCUCUGGAAGCCUCCGGCAUCGGCGCCAAGCGGCGGCAGGCGACGGAGGCAUCGACGGCACGGCAGUGGCUGAAGACGUCGAAGAGGGCGGUGCGGCGGCCGAGCCUGAACUGCGCUCACCUGGCGACGCGCCUUGGCCGGAUCACGCCGUGCCGUGCGCAGAUCGAGUGGUACAAGGCGUUGUUCGACGUCGAGACGGGGUACUACGACGCAUUCAAGCAGCGGCGGUCGUUCAAGAAGUUCAGCAAGGCCAACAUGAACCGCAUCAAGCUGGGUCAGUUUUGGGACGGCGUGCUCGCCAUGCUCGACGCGGGCCAGCUCCCCCACGACUUCCACCGCCGGGCCAAGUGGGUCAACGCCGCUCGCUUCUACCAGCUACUCGUCGAGCCGCUUGACAUUGCCGACUACCACCGCAACAACCUCCACCGGACGCGCGGCAGCUACGUGCCUAACGGACGUGAGAGGAGGUACGAUCUUUUCGACAGGUGGUGGCAGGAGAAGGGAUGCACCGGCGCUGGCGGCGACACCAUGUCCUCCACCUCGGCAGCGUCGGCGAGCUGCAGGAAGCGGAGCAAGUACGCCGGGUUGACGCAGGACCCGUGCUUCUGGGCGAGGGUGGAGGAGGCGAGGGAGCAGACGGAGAGCGUCCGGAGCGACCGCGACGCUGCGGAGCUGGCGAUGAAGCUGAAGGUGCUGCAAGAGUUCGAGCGCUACUCCAGCGAGCUGGUGGCGAGCAGGGAGGUGUCCGUCGACGUGCUCGCACCGCAGUCGAGCUACACACUGUGGCUGGAGGAGUGGAAGCAGCUCAAGCUCCGGGAUGAAGUGAGGACAAUGUUGCUUCAGUUUUGAGCUAGUCUGCAAAUUGCUCAAGACUCCUUAAUUAGCAAUUUCCAGGUAGUUUGGAUAUAUAUGGUAUAAUGGAUGGAUGGAUGCUAUUAUAGGUGAUUGUAAAUAUAUUUAGACAUGUAGAUGCAAUGUAAUGGAUUACAAUCUAUUUGUUCUUUGAUGGGUACCUUGACGGCGAUUCGGUUAAAUUGCCGCUUGUUCUUGGCA